GUGUAGUGAACAGCGUUACUUGGGGAGAAAGCUGCUCUACUCACACAACGGAGCUGCUAAAUUUCUUUUUGGGAUCUCAAUGCUGGCGACUGAGGAAGAGCCGAUAUUCGGCUGGAACAGCAAUGGUGGACGAAAUCUCCGCCGGAGAAAGCUUCUCGUUGGAGAAAAAGUAGAGGUAAGAAGUGUGGAGGAAGGGUUUCUGGGUUCUUGGCAUUUAGGAACUGUAAUUGUCUCAAAGAGGCGACGCCGGCGUAGUAUCAGAUAUGAUCACAUCCUCUCUGAUGAUGGCACUGAUUAUCUUGUGGAAACUGUUGAUGUUUCGGAGGUAGCAGAAGGGCUGAGCUCUGAUUGUAUAGACGUCUCUGAUACUCUACGCGGACGGUUACGACCUGUGCCGCCAAAUCUGGAAGUUGAUCGAUUAAACCUUGCGUAUGGGCUCUGCGUCGAUGUGUUUAUCAGUGAGGCUUGGUGGGAAGGUGUGCUUUUCGACCACGAAGUUGGUUCUGAGGAGAGGAGAGUGUUUUUCCCUGAUUUGGGUGAUGAACUGGAUGUUGGCCUUCACUCUUUUCGUAUUACUCAGGAUUGGAAUGAGGUUACAGAGACGUGGGAGUGUCGUGGGAGAUGGGUGUUUCUUGAUUUGAUUGAGAAAUACAGAGAAGAUAACUUUCUCCCUGUGUCGGUGAAGCAACUUUGGUAUGACAUACGAGACAGGGUUGAUUUUGCGAGGAUCCGGGAAUGGACUUGCUCCACUCGGCAUUUAUGGGAAGAUUUGAUGCUGGAGGUAAUUUAUGAUAAUCUUAAAAUCACCAUGAAUCAGUUUCUUAAUGAUUAUGACACCGAAAGAUAUCCACAGCAAGAGUCCGAGCUCUUAAAAGAAAAUUCUCAAGCGCUGAAUGAGACCAAUGCUUGUCCCAGUGGUGUGGUAGUGAUUGCUCCACAAGAACAACAAUUAUCCUGCAUUGACAAAGAUUACAAUCCGGCGAGCCAGAGAUGCCUGUCCUUGUCUGUCUUAACUUCUGUUUCUGGCAUAAGGUCGGAGGAGAGUUACAUUAAUAGGGUAGCAGAAUUUUCUAGCAACAAAUCCUCUGCCGAUCAUAAAAAGAUGAUACUGCCCAAGAGAUUUGGAAGCUGGCAACCUUUUGAUUGUGUUGCUAAAUCAUGCCCACAAGCUGUAUCGAGCUACAUUAGGACAACGUCGCAGAAAGUGGCUCUACAUGUCAAGAUGCAUCUUACGUAUAUGGGAUGGACCAUAGAACAAAUGGUAGAUGAAGCUGGAAGGCAAAGGUUUCGCUACAUCUCACCAGAUGGGAGGCUAACGGAGAAAUCUCUUCGCCAAGUAUGUUUCAUAUUGAAAAAACGUGAUGAAUCCCCGACUCCUCCGAGGAUGGAUAAGCCUCGUUCUCUGCCUUGUGAAAACACCCCGGAGACGAGGAGCAUUGUUUUGGCUUUGCCUGUUUGUAAUAGAAGUGUCGCUCAUGGUGAUGGAAGGAAGCCGUCUGCUGAAACCUUGCCUGAGUGUGAAACGCAAGGAAAAGAGGAGGUCUCUAAGAAAGAAAGCCGCAAUGUCUAUCCCAAUUAUGCCGUCUCGGCUCAUAAAAGAACACUCUGUGUUAGGCUGAAGCCACAAAUCGCAAGGAUGGAAAGUAAGCCUAAACAUAAACCUAACCUUAGAAAUAACUCCAAGAAGAACGAAGUGACUGUAUGUUUGCGAAAUGUCAAUCAGAGCAUGAGAAGGGGGCAAACUUCAAGAAUGUUAAGGAAUAUCAAGAAUCGAGUAGUUGGUCGUGGUAAAAACCGUGUGUCAAGAUCAAGCAACAUUGUGCAGCGAGUUAUAACUCCCAUCUCCAGGCAUCAUAGUCCACGUACUAUUCUUUCCUGGCUCAUCGACAACAAUGUGGUUCUACCAAGGGAGAAUAUACGAUGCCGUAACCAAAAGGAUCACACUGUUGGAAAAGAGGGAAAACUAACUCGUGAGGGUAUAAAAUGCAGUUGUUGCCGUAGAAUUUUCACCAUAAGUGGCUUUGAAGUUCAUGCUGAUGGUGGAUCCUGCAGAGCAGCAGCCAAUAUCUUCCUAGACGAUGGAAGAUCUCUUUUAGAAUGCCAAGUAGAAGCGUACAAAACAAGAAAGAAAACACAACCACCUGAUAUUCUGAAGAUGAAAUUGCGUCAAAGGGAGAACGAUACAGUUUGCUCCGUUUGUCAUUAUGGCGGGAAGCUUAUUCUUUGUGAUGGAUGUCCAGCCGCUUUCCAUGCUGAUUGUCUUGGGCUGGAGGACGUUCCAGAUGGUGACUGGUUCUGCGCGUCAUGUUGUUGUGGUGCCUGUGGACAAUCCGUUCUCAAGGAUACUAGCAAAUAUGCCAAGGAGGAAAAGUUUAUCAGUUGCAAGCAAUGCGAACUUAAAUAUCACCCUAGCUGCGUGCGUUAUGAUGGUGCCGGUGAUUCAUUGGAUACAUUUUUGGGAGAAAAGUGGUUUUGCAGCAAGGACUGUGAAGAGAUAUUUGUAAAUCUCGGUGAGCUUAUUGGAAAGCCGAGAGAGGUGGGUGGGGAGAAGAAUUUAACAUGGAGACUGUUGCAGUCCUUGGAACCAGAUACAGUUGAGACUGACGCUUCUAAAGUUGAGGCAGUGGCGGAAAAUCAUUGCAAGCUCAGUGUUGCUCUUGACGUGUUGCAUGAACUCUUCGAGCCAGUGAAAAGACCUCAUGGUGGGGGAGAUCUUGCUGAAGAUGUUAUUUUUAGCAGAUGGUCCAAAUAUAAACGUUUGAACUUCAGUGGAUUUUACACUGUAACUCUAGAAAAGAACGACGAAUUGGUUUCCGUAGCUACUGUCAGAAUUUUUGGGAAAAAGGUCGCAGAAAUGCCUUUCAUUGGUACUAGAUUCCAGCAUCGCCAGCGCGGGAUGUGCCGUGUUAUGAUGAAUGAACUCGAAAAGGUGCUCAUUGGCUUGGGAGUUGAGAGGCUGGUCCUGCCUGCAGUUCCAUGCGUGCUGAACACAUGGACUAACUCAUUUGGCUUUUCAAAAAUGAAAAUCCCCGAAAAGAAAGACUUUCUGCAAUUUACCUUUUUGGAAUUCGGACGAACACUACUGUGCCAGAAGAUCUUGAUCAACAGCAGCGUGGCAGACCCAAUUCCAAGUACAGUGUCUCUGGGUGAACCAAAAUGUGACAUCAUCAGGAUUGAAGACAAUUCUGCUUCUGAUGAUAGAUCAGAAGUGCAUCAGGCAGAACAGCAACUCGAGGAUUCUAGCUCCACGAAAAAUCCACCAGAGGAAUUAAAAACACAUCAGCAAAGGUUGUUAAAAGAGAACCGUAUUCUAAAGUGUUACACACGAAGAAGGAAAAAAUGUAUGAGGUUAACAUGACGUAGGAACACUUGAGGGUCCAAGGUGAGCAUUUCCACGAAUUUUGUUCAGAAUUUUCGGAAAACAAAGGUUGAGAUUUUACGAUUAAAUGGUAGGUGUAAAUCUUGAGUUGGGUGAGAACAACCCAAAGGUGUCGAAAUGUAUAAAUAAAAUGAAAAUUAAAAGAAACGAAGGAACAAAUGCUUACCUCUCUUCUGACACUUGAUUUCUUCUUAUUGUAUGAAGUUGGAAAAGGGGAAGCAUGUGUAAGUAAGCAAAGUAUUCUUUGCCUUUGUGAUUUAUUUAUCGUGUGGAUGCGUUUAUAAAU
This is a messenger RNA of Thlaspi arvense, 3665 nucleotides long. Lineage: Eukaryota; Viridiplantae; Streptophyta; Magnoliopsida; Brassicales; Brassicaceae. The record is from the annotation of a GenBank genome assembly.